This is a messenger RNA of Glycine soja, 2007 nucleotides long. RefSeq lists its product as uncharacterized. Bases 391 to 1422 code for a protein of 343 amino acids. The record is from RefSeq and is a predicted model, not a curated record. Lineage: Eukaryota; Viridiplantae; Streptophyta; Magnoliopsida; Fabales; Fabaceae. The transcript has 6 exons.
GUUAGGUAUCCCAACGAGACGAAUAUCACUACUGUUUUAUUAGUCUCAGUCUCGGUUUUUCGCUACUCCAUUUGCGACUUCACUUCACGUGGAUCACAACACAAUACUAUUGACAUUGCUUUUCUUCACUCUUCACUCUUCACUCUUCCCAUCCCCAUUUGCUUUUCCUGGGGUUUAAUUUUAAUUGUUUAGUUCUCACUUCUCACUCACGUAAAAAACACUUCCUUUUUUCACAACCUAAUCUAACCCUUAUGAAGGGGUUUAACACAGUUUGUUGGGCAAUGUACACGAGUUGUUGUAAAUCUUCUUGUACUUGAGUUUAAUUCCGGCGAAUAAAAAAACCCUAAUCCAACCCUUCGCUCUGCUCUCACUUCAGCUUGUUCACACCAAAUGGAAGCUGUUUGUCUUCACUGUGGCGACAGAGGCUUUCCAGAGACAUUGGUUUUUUGCACUGAGUGUAAGGCUUAUGCGUUGCAUAGGUACUGUUUAAAGGGGCCUGUGGUUUUUACUGAUGCUGUUACAUGGUUUUGUGAGGAUUGUGCAACAAAGCUUGGGGUGCCACCUGCUCUUGACCAAUCUACACCUAUCUCAUCUGUAUCAAGAAACAAUUGCAUUCAGAGAGUGAAAAAACACAAUAAACAGCGAAAAAAGAAGCUUAAAAAGAAGCAGAAGAAAGGAAAAGCUAACUCUAGCUUAGUUGCUAAAACAAAGGAAGUGUUAUCUGGUUGUCACAUUUCACCUGAGCCUGAGCAUCCUCAAUGUAGUAACAGAGGUGAAGAAUGUGAGAUGAAAGAUGAAUGUGGACCAGCUCCAAGGGAUGUAGCUAAUUUUGAUGUAGGUGAAGAAGAAAGUGUGGCAAGGGAUUUAGCUAAUUCUGAUGAAGGUUUCAAAUCUGUUCCAGUUUCUCAAGGAGCUACCGAUAAUGAUUCAGGUUGUGUAGAAUUAGAUGGUCAUGUUUAUGCACACCCUACUAUUGAUCCAAUCUGGAGGGGAAGUAUGUACUUCUGCAAUGAAACUAAUGGUACUGUCAAUGGAGUUCUGGCUCAUAUGUCCAAUUUAGCGUGCUCCAAAGUUGCGGAGGAGACAGGACAUUUCCCAGAAGUGCUUCAUGCUGAAUUGCUUCCCAGAGAUAAGGUGUGGCCUGAAAGUUUCAAGAGUAGGAGGCCAACUGAUCAGGACAUUGCUCUUUUUAUCUUUCCAGACACUGAAGGAUCUGAAAAGGACUUUGAUAAGCUGGUUGAAGAUAUCAUGAUCAAUGAGCAUGUCAUAAGAAUUGUGGCUAAAAAAGCAGAGCUUUUAAUUUUUCAUUCUAUCGAGCUUCCAAUCCAAUAUUGGAGAUUUGAAGCCAAGUAUUAUUUGUGGGGUGUCUUCAGAAGAAAGCAAACUUCAGAAGAGACAAAUGAUGCUGUGUACAGAGAUUGACAAGGCUCUUGUUUAGCUUAACCAUAGACAUAGUUCAUCUAAUACUUUGAGCAAUAGUGGUAGUACCUAUGAUUCUAAUGCAUAGUAGUCCUUUGCUUAUACUCACUGAUAUAUUAAUAACUAAUCAUAUAAUAAAAGCAUGAUGGGAAUUAGAGUGAAUAGAAUGUGGUGAAAGCAAGAGUUAGGAAGGGAAAGUUUGAUAAACUAGAGAUGGAAAAGAUGCUACAGGUGGGGCUUCCUUGUGUGCUCUCUGACUAUGAGAAGAGGCCAAGUGUAAGAGAUGCGACCAGAAUUCUUGUAAAGGAAGCACCAUUUCCUUUUUUGCCAACCAGUAAACCAAGAAUGAGAAUUAGGCCUCUUUGUCCUGAUGAUACACCCGAAACACAGAAUGUUGUUGCAGAUUGGCUCAGCACAGAUGAGGCUCUAGAAGCCAGUUUUGCUAAGAUUUUGUUCAUUCAAUUCAGAUUAUUUUAGAUUCUUGAUUUGUGAGAAAACAUAGUGUUCUAGAAUCUGAGCCAGAAGGAAAAGUACUUUUUUUUUUCAAUAACAAUAAAAGCAAAAUAAAUGCAAUUCACGUUUAAAAAC